GGUGGUGGGCGGAAAUUGCCGAGAAGCCGCGGGAGUGAGCUUAAUUUAAGCGCCGCGUCCGUCCCUCAAAGAGGCGGAAAUGAGCGAAGCAGCACCGGAAGCCAAGCUAGAGCUGUGCGCGCUCGCGGGCAGCACGCAGCGCCAGUUGCCAUGGAGCCGCCGGGGCCCUGUGGUUUCUGCCCGGCGGGGGAGGCCCAGUCAGCGCGCUACACCUGCCCCCGCUGUAAUGUGCCCUACUGUUCGUUGCGCUGCUACCGGGCGCAUGGCACUUGCGCCGAAAAUUUCUACCGUGACCAGGUGCUGGGAGAGCUCCGCGGCCGCAGCGCCUCGCCCAGCCGUCUGGCAAGUGCCCUGCGCCGGCUGCGUCAGCAACGCGAGACCGAGGACGAGCCCGUGGAAGCAGGCCUCAGCCCUGGCCCGGCGCCUGGCUGCCUCUCAGGACUCUGGGAGCGGCUGACACCAGUCGAAAAAGCGACUUUCGAGCGCUUGCUGAGCCGCGGCGAAGCCGGGCGGUUACUACCUCCGUGGCAGCCGUGGUGGUGGGGCCGCAGGAAUGAACCGUGGCUUCUGGAGGAGCUGGAUGAUAUCUCAGGUAGUGAUGCCUCAGAACCGGAGCCCGUCCCUGCGAGAACCCCACCAGAAUCGGUGAAAGAUAAUGCCAACGCAGAGUCCGUGGCCAAUGAGCGGGUUUUUGGAGUCGUCUUCGGAGCCUGCCCGCCCGCUGUGCCCGCCCGCAUCCCCGCGCUGGCCAGCCUAAGCCGCGGUCCCCUCUCUCCGCUAGUGCGCUUCCAGCUGCCCAACGUGCUGUUCGCAUACGCGCACGCGCUAGCCCUGUAUCAUGGCGGUGACGACGCGCUGCUGUCUGAGUUCUGUGCUACUCUGCUGGGCGUUUCUGGAGCCCUGGGCGCCCAGCAAGUCUUCACCUGUGCGGAGGAAGCUCUAGAGGCCGCAGCCCACGUACUGGAAGCGGGCGAGCACCCGCCUGGGCCUCUGGGUAUGCGCGGUGCUAUGCAAGAGGCCGCCCGCAUUUUGCAGGGAGAGGGUCGGGCCAACCAAAAGGACUACACGCUGGCAGCACUAGGGCACCUGGCGCAGACCCUGGGCCGGGCCCGGAAACUAGCCAUGGACAGGGAGGAGCGAGACCGCCUCUACCGGGCCCGGAAGAAGUGCCAGUUCCUGCUGGCCUGGACCAACGAAAAUGAGGCAGCCCUCACACCUCUGGCUGUAGACUGCGCCAGGGCCCACAGAACCCAUGCUGUGGCAGCAGAGGAGGUGGCAGCCCUCACUGGAGAGCUAGAACGGCUCUGGGGAGGCUCCAUGCCACCUACCCCAAAGACCCUCAUUGAGGAGCUCCCUGGGUAAACUGGGGACUUUUGUCAUUAAUAAAGUUGUGACUGGUCUGCCCUG
Otolemur garnettii (small-eared galago) is the source of this 1407-nucleotide messenger RNA. It is a transcript of the gene ZNHIT2, whose product is annotated as zinc finger HIT-type containing 2. The record is from RefSeq and is a predicted model, not a curated record. The transcript has a single exon. The coding region runs from base 151 to 1362 and encodes 403 amino acids. Lineage: Eukaryota; Metazoa; Chordata; Mammalia; Primates; Galagidae.